Molecule: messenger RNA, 1562 nt
Organism: Peromyscus maniculatus bairdii (prairie deer mouse)
Lineage: Eukaryota; Metazoa; Chordata; Mammalia; Rodentia; Cricetidae
Gene: Calhm1
Product: calcium homeostasis modulator 1
Cellular component (GO): plasma membrane
Molecular function (GO): monoatomic cation channel activity
Source: RefSeq, a predicted model, not a curated record
AUGGACAAGUUUCGGAUGAUCUUCCAGUUUCUGCAGUCCAACCAAGAGUCCUUCAUGAACGGCAUCUGUGGCAUCAUGGCGCUGGCCAGUGCCCAGAUGUAUUCUGCCUUUGACUUCAACUGCCCUUGCUUGCCGGGCUACAAUGUGGCCUACAGCAUGGGCAUACUGCUGACGCCUCCCCUGGUGCUCUUCCUGCUUGGCCUCGUCAUGAACAACAACAUAUCCAUGCUAGCCGAGGAGUGGAAGCGGCCCGCGGGCCGCCGGGCCAAGGACCCAGCGGUGCUACGAUACAUGUUCUGCUCCAUGGCUCAGCGGGCUCUCAUCGCACCCGUCGUCUGGGUGGCUGUCACGCUGCUGGAUGGCAAGUGCUUCCUCUGUGCCUUCUGCACAGCGGUGCCCGUGGCCACGCUAGGCAAUGGCAGCCUGGUGCCUGGCCUGCCUGCUGCGGAGCUGGCCCGCCUGCUGGCCCGUGUGCCCUGUCCUGAGAUCUACGAUGGGAACUGGCUGCUGGCCCGAGAGGUGGCCGUGCGGUAUUUGCGCUGCAUCUCUCAGGCGCUGGGCUGGUCCUUCGUGCUGCUGACAACAUUACUGGCCUUCCUGGUGCGCUCUGUGCGGCCCUGCUUCACGCAAGCUGCCUUUCUCAAGAGCAAGUACUGGUCCCACUACAUUGACAUCGAGCGUAAGCUCUUUGAUGAGACAUGCACAGAGCACGCCAAGGCCUUUGCUAAGGUAUGCAUCCAGCAGUUCUUUGAAGCCAUGAACCAUGACCUGGAACUGGGGCACACCCAUGGAGUGCUGGCCACAGCCACAGUCCCAGCCGCAGCCACAGCCGUGGAGGCUGCUCAGAGUCCCCCAGACAGGACGGAGGAAGAGAGGGAGAAGCUGCGUGGCAUCACUGACCAAGGCACCAUGAACCGGCUACUCACCAGCUGGCACAAAUGCAAACCGCCGCUGCGGCUGGGCCAGGAGGCACCGCUGAUGAGCAAUGGCUGGGCUGGGAGUGAGCCCCGGCCUCCGUGCAGGGAGGUGGCCACCUACUUCAGCAAAGUGUGAGCUGCAGCUGGCUGUAGAGGCCGCAGAAGAGAUCGGAACCCACAGCCCUCUGCCUCUCAGUGGAGACAGAAAAAACGAUUCUGAGGCACAGCCACAAGUCCAGGCAUUGUCCUGCUGGUGUGAAAAAAGAAAUUUGGAGCCGAAGGACCUCACCUCUUUAGCUGGGAUGCUGCCCUGGGCGGCCUGGGAGCAGAGUCAUCCUGUGCCUCGUCUCCUGCCGCUGCAGUGUUUACGAGUGUUCAGAUCUGGCUGUGGGAGCAGGACUGGUACCCGAGGCCCUUCCCCAGCCUCACUGUGAUGCUGUUCCUCCAUCCCUGCCUCGCUGUCUCCGCUUGGGCUCCCAAAGCCCACGCCCCAACAUUUCCUCUGGCUCUAGACUUCUCUCAUGCUCAUGCUCAAGGGUCCCAGGGCAACCAGCCCACUCAUAAUCUUUGCCAGUUUCUUGGGUAAGAUGGAAUGGGUUUCAGCUGGUGUGUGACACACCUGAGUGACACAGGAUAAGAUGCCAA